AUGGAUAAACCAUCCUGUAUGACCAAAGAUUUUUUAGAAAAAUUGGAAGAAUCCUUUAAGAAAUUCAAGGAUUUAUUAAAUAAAGAGCUUGAUAAUAGUGUAGAGUGCAUAGACAAUGCCUCCAAGACAAGCAGUGGUUAUGAUGACGAAGAAUUUAAUGAUGAUGAACAGGAGGAGGUGACAGAGACUACACGUCAUAUAUCGCUUAAUGAAGAUGAUGAAGACAUUUUAGUAAUAUCGGACGAUGAAGAUUAUAAUGAAAUUUGGGAAAUAGAUUCUGAAUCCUCGGACGAUGAAGCUUAUAGUGAUGAAGAGCCUUGCAGUUCUUGCCUGCAAAAUAAACAAAAGUUGACGUAA
Messenger RNA from Lucilia sericata (common green bottle fly), 357 nucleotides. Its product is annotated as probable DNA-directed RNA polymerase subunit delta. Lineage: Eukaryota; Metazoa; Arthropoda; Insecta; Diptera; Calliphoridae. The transcript is spliced from 2 exons. The record is from RefSeq and is a predicted model, not a curated record. The coding region runs from base 1 to 357 and encodes 118 amino acids.